UUCUAAUGUUUUUAUUCUUGGAUUUUGUACAAAUUACACCGGAAUAUUGCAGCAUUGCAUCAAAGAAAAUAAAAUAAAAAAAAAUAAUUGUGCUGCGUUUAACGGGCACUGCAAAGGAGACCUAAUUUUCUAAAAUCCUUUGCCCGUUCUUUUCUCUGUGAGUGUUGAAAGUGAGGAAGUGAAUUUUCAAAGAAAAAUAAUUGAUUAUGACCUUGGCACUUCGUUUGACACGCUUGCCGGUUAUCGUCUAUCAAGAAACAGUGUUCCAACACAGCUGUUUAGGUAACCCACUACGAAGGCAAUACGUAACUUCUAGUGAUCACACUUCAAAAAAACCAACAGCUCCCUCAACAUCUCCCAUACCGCCUAAAAAUGCAGAUUUUACACCACCACCGACAGAAAAUGCAGAUAAACAAAAAACAACUGUAAGUUCGAAAAGAACCGAAAUAGCUACAAAAUCUUUGUCGGAAAGUGUCACGAAAUUGCAGCAGUUGGCAGAGAAAAGACAGGAAGCCGUCUCGAAAGUCAAACUAUCGACACAACAAGUACGAAAAAAUGUUCGUGGCUAUAUGUUUACUCGAUUCUUUGACUAUGUCAAAAAUUACGAUACAGUUUUAGAGAAAAAUUUUCCUUCGGCUGUAAAAGUCUACCGGGUAUUUUUUGAUGGCGUUAAAGAUUUUUUUUCGGAUAUGAAAAGAUUUUUAAAAGUUGCUCGCAUUGUUAACUCCUCAUCCAAAGGUCUUAAGUCGUUAAAUAGACAGGAAUUGGAAUUAUAUAUGCAAAUGCCUAAAGAUAUGGUAAAGGUAGCUCCUGCUUUAAUUUUCUCUUCACUGCCUAUGGUGGGUUAUGCCAUAUUUCCUCUGGUUUUCAUGUAUCCGCGUUCUUUUUUAACAUCACAUUUCUGGACGCCACAACAGAAAGAUGAAUUUAAGCAAUUUUAUUUUCAUGAACGCUUAACCUACAACAAACCUGUUUUUCGUUGUUUACAAUCCAAACUAAAGUCAACAAAGAAACAUCCUAAACAUGAAGAAUUUCGUAAUGUUUUAGGUCAGUUGGGAAGUGGUACUCAUCCCAGUGUAGAGCAAAUUUUAGAUAUUAAGGAUAUUUUUUCAGAAGCACCAUAUAGUUUAAUUUCAUUACCCGGCAAACAUAUCAAAUUGCUUACUAAACUACAUGGUUUACCUAGAGGUUGGUUUAAACGUCACAGCCUCUAUGAACAGGCUUUUCUAGUCCACUAUAUGGAUUUGGCAAUUGGUCGUGAGGGUGGUGUACACAACAUGCCCUUAGAGUCAUUACGCAAUGCUUGCUAUAUACGUGGUUUAAAUCCUGUCGAUUUAAGUCCCGAAGAAAUGAUAGAAUGGUUACGUGAUUGGAUUAAAGUUUCCAAUUCAAUUAAAGCCGAGCAUAUUACAUUGUUUUUGCAUUUGCCUUUGUUUUUGGGCUACAAUCACCCUAACAAUUGGCAAUUACUUUAUGGCAAAGACAAAAAACAACAACCGCAAACAACUACGGCUGAAUAAGUUGGAUAGACUAUGAGAGGGCAAAUAGGUUUUUUUUCUCAAAUGACACUUGUAUUUGCAUUAAACGUUAUUACUGUUAAAUAUGCUGGGCAAUUUAUUAAUUGAUGUAUGGAAAUUAUGCAGAUACAGAUAGAUUUAUAAUUUAAUAAUUGAAACAUUUUUUGUUAUGUUUAGUUAGUUCCUUUUAAAAAUGUCAUUUACGCAAGUCUUAAAGAAAUAAAUUGAAUUUUUUGAAAAAAUUA
This is a messenger RNA of Lucilia cuprina (Australian sheep blowfly), 1762 nucleotides long. RefSeq names its product LETM1 domain-containing protein 1. Bases 207 to 1520 code for a protein of 437 amino acids. Gene Ontology annotation, biological process: intracellular monoatomic cation homeostasis. NCBI's taxonomy places the organism in Eukaryota, Metazoa, Arthropoda, Insecta, Diptera, Calliphoridae. Gene Ontology annotation, molecular function: ribosome binding. The record is from RefSeq and is a predicted model, not a curated record. Gene Ontology annotation, cellular component: mitochondrial inner membrane. The transcript has 4 exons.